Fukomys damarensis (Damara mole-rat) is the source of this 1195-nucleotide messenger RNA. It is a transcript of the gene Asgr1, whose product is annotated as asialoglycoprotein receptor 1. The transcript is spliced from 9 exons. The record is from RefSeq and is a predicted model, not a curated record. Gene Ontology annotation, molecular function: signaling receptor activity. Bases 258 to 1133 code for a protein of 291 amino acids. NCBI's taxonomy places the organism in Eukaryota, Metazoa, Chordata, Mammalia, Rodentia, Bathyergidae.
CCAGGUGCUGGCGAUGCCAGGUUUGGUGUGCUCAGACACCCAGACUCACAGGCCCCAGGGCCCUCAUAUGGACCGUGCCCCUCCCUUCCAUUGUCCAGGGCUGUCUGCCUGUCCCACUUCUCCAGGCUUCCAGCCCCUCCUUAGCCUGGGAUCUGCACAGCAUUGAGGGACCUGGGAGUCAGAUUUUGAGAAUUCAACAAGUAAAACGGGGACAAAGCCCCAGCCUUAACUCACCCGGGUCCUACAUCAGCCCUAUCAUGACGAAGGAAUAUCAAGAUCUCCAGCACCUGGACAAUGAGGAGAAGGACCAUCACCAGCUCCGGAGAGGGCCACCUCCACCCCAGUCGCUCUGCCAGCGUCUCUGCUCCGGACCCCGCCUCCUCCUGCUCUCCUUGGGCCUCAGCAUCCUGCUGCUAGUGGUUAUCUGUGUGAUCGGAUCUCAAAACUCCCAGAUGCAGAGGGAGCUGCAGACCCUGAGAGAGACCUUCCAUAACUUCACAGGCAGCACCGAGGCCGAGGUCAAGGCCCUGAGCACCCAAGGAGGUAGUGUGGCAAGAAAGAUGAAAUUGCUGGAGUCCCGGCUGGAGAAACAGCAGCAGGACCUGAGUGAAGAUCACUCCAACUUGCUGUUCCACGUGAAGCAGUUUGUGUCUAGUCUUCGAAGCUUGAGCUGUCAGGUGGCUGUUCUCCAUGGCAAUGCCUCAGAAAUGAUCUGCUGUCCUGUUAGCUGGGUGGAGUUCCAAGGCAGCUGCUACUGGUUCUCUAAGUCGGGGAAGCCCUGGCCCGAAGCUGACAAGUACUGCCAGCUAGAGGAUGCCCACCUGGUGGUGGUCACCUCCUGGGAUGAGCAGAGGUUUGUCCAGCACCACAUGGGUCCUGUGCAGACCUGGAUGGGCCUAACUGACCAAGAUGGACCCUGGAAAUGGGUGGACGGGACUGACUAUGAGACAGGUUUCAAGAACUGGAGACCAUUGCAGCCAGAUGACUGGUAUGGGCAUGGGCUGGGAGGAGGCGAGGACUGUGCCCACUUCACCUCUGAUGGUCGCUGGAAUGAUGACGUGUGCCAGAGACCCUACCACUGGGUCUGUGAGACAGCGCUGAACAGGACCAGCACACGGCCUCCUUCCCCCUAAUUUAUUUGCUCAAUGCCCUGAACUGCUGAGAUCUGAUGCUGAGAAUCCUCCUGUCUGGGGAA